AAGUCUGAAAUUAGAUCGAAAUGGAAGCGAUCUUGCCGGCUUUUAUUGAUGUUGGAGAGCAAGAUCAGGCACAGGAGAUCAGAGGAUAUCUAAAAUCUUGUGGUGCAGAUAUAAAAGAAGAGAGCACAUCUCCAUUACACGAAGACUUAGAUCAGUUACUGGCAGCAUGUGACAUAAAUUUCAAAACUGAAUUAGAACUUGAAGGUGUCAUGAACAGCCUCCUGUCCCUGAUAUUAGUAGUAACAGAAAAGAGAGAUGACUUGAUUAAGAAGUUUUGUGACAAAGUAGCCGAAGUGAACUCAGAGGAGGAUACAGCAUUGAGUAGACUGAGAAUACUCAACAUCAUGUUGAACUGGCUUCACGAGAGAGAUCCCAUCAGAUAUGAUGUUUACUGCACACUGAUAAAGGUGGCAGGAAAGGCUGGUUUGAUGGAUCAAAUUACUGUAUCACUGGAUCAGGUAAAUACAUUAUAA
Orbicella faveolata is the source of this 473-nucleotide messenger RNA. RefSeq names its product eukaryotic translation initiation factor 3 subunit M-like. Lineage: Eukaryota; Metazoa; Cnidaria; Anthozoa; Scleractinia; Merulinidae. Gene Ontology annotation, biological process: cytoplasmic translational initiation. The record is from RefSeq and is a predicted model, not a curated record. Gene Ontology annotation, molecular function: translation initiation factor activity. Gene Ontology annotation, cellular component: cytoplasm; eukaryotic translation initiation factor 3 complex.